UUAUAAUGAUUAUUUUAGUGUUUAUCCACAAUAUUAUAUUACAUUUGAUGAAUACUUACAUAUAAUGGAUGAUACUGCGUUAAUACCUUUAUCAAAAGACGGUUUUCAAAAAUUUAAACUCUCUUAUCCAAACAUCUAUGAAAUUAAUUAUGAAGAAUAUCAGGAAAAACUGGAAAAGCUAAAUUUACCAAAAAUGACGAAAACACAGUUUUAUUUAUUUAAAUGGAAGACUCCUAAGCCAUUUGAAGGACCUAAAACUUUUGAGAAUAGGAUGAAGAAUUUAUAUCCGGCUACUCAAAAUCUUACAGAAUUAUAUUCACUUUAUAUUCGUAUUUUUCCACAAUUAAGUAAUAGUUAUGAAGAAUAUAGACAAUACAUGGGAUUAAUGUGUAUAAAACCAAUGGACAUAAAUUAUUUUAAGUCAUACAAAAACUAUUUUCCCGAACACGAUGAAAAUGAUUAUCCAAAGUAUCAAAAUAGACUUAAUAUUCUUGGUACUCAAAAUAAAGAUACAUCUGAAUCAAAUUUUCUAUUGAUGGAGGAAUUUUCAAUGAAGGAAAACGAAUUUAAAACAUUUAAGUCCAGACUUCCAUCGGUACACGAACGGUAUAAAAACUAUGAACUCAGGAAUCAAGAUAUUGGUCCUUUAUGCGAAUUCGAAUUCAAUGAUUUAAAAUAUCAGUAUUCAGUAUCCUAUGAAAAUUACAUAGAACACGAACAAAGGAUGACCGAUUCAUUUAGAAAACCACUAUCUCUUGGGGUAUUUUCUGAAGAAAAGUCUAUGCGAGUUCUACUCGGUGAAAAUUAUUCGGAACAUUUUAAAAAAAUAACACAAAAAUAUGAAAGCUAUAUAGGAAAGUUAAACGAUUCAAAACAAAUUAUUGAGCAUAUGAAAUAUUUGGGUAUUGAAACACUUGAUGUAGACAAUUUUAUUGAACAUAAAUUGGCUUAUCCAUACAACUAUGGGACGUUCGAGAAAUUUUGUUCACUUAUGAUUUCUCAUAAUUGGAAAGGAACACCAGCCAUAACUGAAAUAUGGUUCACAAGAAUGAAGAUCUUGCGGCCAAAAUUGUGUGAUAAAUUUGAUGACUACAAUAAUAGAACAAGAAUUUAUGGUUUUCCCGAAAUGACAGAAAUUCAGUUUCAAAGAACUAAAUAUGAACAUUCAACACCUGGGGAGAGUACACAUGAUUUCUUACAAAGAUUAAAUAUCAAUGAUAAAAUAAAGCCAUACAUAAAAGAAAUACACUUAAAUUUCACACUUCUUUCUCCAAGAUAUUUUGAAAAUUAUCCCGCAUACUUAGACAGAGUUCGACAAUAUGAAGAGCUAAUGGAUUUUUCAGAGUUUAAAUGUUUCAUGGAAUAUUUACCAAAACUAGGAGAGGACCUGUUCACUUUCAAUAAUAGAAAUAAACCAUCAAAUUUUAAUGAACUGAAUUCAAAAUCAUUCGUGGCCUUGAAAUUAUAUAUAGCCAUAAACCAUUCAGACAUGAAUGUUAUGGAUUCAUUAAAAGUAAAUCCUGAUGAAUUCAUGAAAUAUAAAAGCAAGUUCCCAAGACAGUUUGAACUAUAUUAUGAUGCUUAUUACGACAGAAUAAUCAAAGAGGGUAUUACCGAAAUAUUCAACAAAGAAGAUUUUCAAUCAUUUAAAGCUGCUAAUUUUCCACUACCCCAUGAAGAUUAUAACCAACAUAGAGCAAACAUGAAAUCUAUAGGAUUUAAUAGUCUUCCGAAAGAUGUUUUUUAUUUUUUCAAAGGACUCUAUCCAAAUCUGUUUGCAACAACUUACCUCUAUCGAUCAAGCGAGAUAGUUACUCAAUUAUUGAAUCCUACCAAUUUUGACGACCCAAUAUAUAAGGAGAAUAUGACGAAGCCAAUAGUAAAAGAAAUUAUAGAAAGGUUUGACUCUUAUCAAGAAAUGGAAAAUAAAUAUGAAAAUUUAACACUUCAUUUUAUGACUAAUAAUCAAUUCGAAGAAUUCACGAUGUGUUUUCCAAAAUUAUUUGAGUCCUAUAACUCGUAUAAACUCAGUAUGCUAGAAACAACUUAUUUUCCUCCAAUUGAUGAAACUUAUGAUCAGUAUUUGAAAAGAAUGAAACAAUUACAAAAUAAUCAAUAUUUGAAUGCAAAAGAAUUUGAAGAAUUCACAUUAUAUUUUUCAUUUGGAGUCGUUUCUUCUGAUGAAUUUCAUUAUAAGUUGUUGAUGAAAAAACAAUUGAAUUAUAGAGAACCUUAUUUACCAUUUGUAUAUGCUUACUUUCCUAUGGUAUAUGAAAAUUAUAAUAUGUAUCGGGAACGAUUAAGGCAUUUAGAUCAUAAAUGUUUGGAUAAAGAACAGUACAACGCGUUCGUAAUGGAUUUCCCAGAUACACCGCUAUUUUAUUCUGCAUAUAAACACGAUUCUGAAUGUACAGUUUACUUUACACUAAUAGAUAAAAAUUAUAAGGAAUAUGAAGCGAGAAUGGCUAAGAAAAGUAUUAACGAUAUUUUAUCAGAGAACGACUACGAAGAAAAAAAAAAAAAUUAUUUUUCAUCAAUCUAUGAAAAAGAAUACGAUCAUUAUGUCCAAAGAAUAAAAAAUUUAGUGCAUAGAGCAAUGUUGAGUCGUGAUUUUCAAAAUUUUCAAAGCAUUGAAUUUCCAAGAGUAUUCAAACAGUACGAUGAAUUUCAGAUGAAUGUGUUGGAAAAAGGUGCUACUAAAGUAAUGAAUGAAGAAACUUAUAUUUUACUUACAAAUGCUUUCUUUCCACCAAUAUACGAAGACUCCGAAAAUUAUCAUAAAAGAAUGACAAUUCUAAAGAAUCAUGUCAUGUCGAAUGAAGAGUUUCAAGAAUUUACCAUUAAUUUUCCAUUAAUAUCAAAAUCUUACUAUGCGUAUAAGUCAUGUUUGCAACGCGCAGAUCGUCCGCAAAAAGCACGGAUCGGAGUAAUAUCGUUCAAUGAUGGUGCCUUAAAGAUUAUAGAUGAGACGUUAUUCAAUUCAAUUAAGAACGCUUACUUUCCAAAAAUGAAUGAAACCUAUGAAACAUACAGUAAAAGAAUGAUUUCGAUUGGAUUUAAUCCUUUGGCAAAAAAACAAUUCCAAGAUUGUAUUGAUGUAUAUCCAAAGCCAUCGCCACAUUUUAGUACUUACAUUAAGAAUCCAGAAACAACAAACAGGACUGAAAAAUCAAGUUCUAUAAUGAAUUAUAUUGAUACAGGCAUGAAGAAUAUAGGAUGUGUUCCUUUGAGUUAUCGUGCAUUUGACAAUUUUAGACAAACUAUCCCGAGAAUCUCACAAAGUUAUAAUGAUUAUUAUAAAAAUGUAAUAGAUAAGGGCUUCAUUUUAAUGCUCAAUAAAAACCAAUCUGAAGCAGUAAAAGAUGUUUUCUAUCCGAGAAUGACUGAAGAUUAUAAUGAAUACAAUAACAGACUGAAUAUAUUAGGAAUGAAUAUCAUAAAAGAAGAGGAUUACAAAUUGUACAAACAAACUUAUCCCAAAUUUUUUGAAAAUACUUAUGAAACAUACCUCAAACGAUUUUCUCAAGAAUCUCCCCACUUGAAUGAAGAAGAGUUUAAUAAUUUUUUAAAAAAUAGUCCAAGGCUUGUUGAAAACUAUGACAUGUAUUUAAAAAGAAGAAGAAAAGAAAUGCUUUAUACAAACCACGUAAUUGAAGAACAUUCUUAUCAAAUGUAUUAUGAAUUAAAGUAUGUUUUUAUGCCAGAUCAAUGUGAAACACUAGACACAUAUAUUAUGAAAAUAAAGUCAUUAAGUUUGAACGAAAAUCGAGAAAAUAUCAUGAAUUAUUACAUGGAAAUAAUGGAAUUAUAUCCAAGGUUUUUUGAAAGUUAUGAGGAUUAUUUACAACGUAUAAAUGAAUCGAUGAAACUUAUUCAUCUUAAAUUGAAUGAAACAGAGUUCCAUCUGUAUUUCUCAUCGUAUCCGAGACCUUUUGAAUCUUAUCACAUCUACGUGCACAGAAUGAGAGACCAAGAGUACGUGUUAACUAAAAAUCAAUUUAAUAAUUAUCGAAAAAUCUAUUCACGCAUACCUGAAAAUAUAGAAUCAUAUGUUGCAAGAUUAGAGACACUUGAGUUUUCGCUGCCAUCACAAUCUACCUCCUACUAA
Molecule: messenger RNA, 4108 nt
Organism: Sipha flava (yellow sugarcane aphid)
Lineage: Eukaryota; Metazoa; Arthropoda; Insecta; Hemiptera; Aphididae
Exons: 80
Coding region: 65-4108 (1347 amino acids)
Source: RefSeq, a predicted model, not a curated record